Molecule: messenger RNA, 3866 nt
Organism: Sinocyclocheilus rhinocerous
Lineage: Eukaryota; Metazoa; Chordata; Actinopteri; Cypriniformes; Cyprinidae
Product: interphotoreceptor matrix proteoglycan 2-like
Exons: 21
Coding region: 437-3724 (1095 amino acids)
Biological process (GO): visual perception
Molecular function (GO): hyaluronic acid binding; heparin binding
Source: RefSeq, a predicted model, not a curated record
AGUAUGCCUCCACUGAGAACUGUAUAUUGGGUUCAGAUUAUUUUGGUUUAUGGAUAUCUGGCAAAUCAGAUUUUCCUUGUUUUCUCCUUAACUCCUCAUUUCCAGCACAUGUAUAUUUGGUUUGCGCUCUUGGUUAACUCCAGUUCUUCCAGUUACUGCUUGAUUAGCUGCUCUACAGGAUUACUACACAAGAUUAGAAGAAAAAAAAAGGAAAAUCCCUUCCAUCUGCCUACCUGCCAGAGGAUCCCCACAGUUCUACACCUGUGCUCAUCUUUGACAAUCUGGAUAGCAAUUUAUAACAACAAUAUACUAUCAUAACUAUCAGUGGAUACUGUGUAACAGGUAUGCACAGGUGUGGGAAGGUUUGGUCACAUCGUCCGAAGUGAAGCGGCGACUAUUGCACAACAGCUUAAUUUUCAAGCCACAGGAAGUCACUAUGUGGAAACUCAUAUGGACCUGUAUCCUGUUUUGGUUAGGCUGCAUUUUUGCAAUAAGCCAGCUGGAUAUUUCUGCAGGGGAAGUUGACCGUAUUCCCAUGUUUGGAAACCCAGAUAAGCGCUCACAAAGAUUGUUUCAAAGGUUUGUGGAAAAGCCUGCAGACCAUGGACUCUUGCCGAGAAAUAAGCGUAAUGUUUUUCUGUCCAGUGGACUACGCCUCUGCAGUCAAGAAACAGUGCAGCAAGCCAUCAGUAACCACCUGAAAUACUACCAGCUCAGAGCAUGUCAGGAAAUCGUGUGGGAGGCUUUCAAAACCUUCUUGGAUCGCCUCCCAAAUCAGGACGAAUACAAGAGCUGGAUGAGCCAGUGCCAGACAGAAAGACUCUCUAUACAGGAGAUUGGCGCUGCCUUUAGCCAAUCAGAAGAACACUUAGCACUUAUCCACAAAAGACUUGCGCAGACGGGGCUGAAAAGUAAUACACCUACAUACUCAGUAUGCAGACCUGAGGAGUCUUCCCAAGAGCAAGACCAUGUGCCACCAGGUGAUGAGCUCCCAGCAGAGACCACUGUGGUGGUGACCACGGCGCUUCCACAUGAGGUUGUCUCAGAGAGUGUGAAGGAAGUUACUGCAGAAGCACCAUCUGCUGUCAUGACAAUGGAGAUGGAUACUGAGAUCACUAAUGAGAUUGAGCAGGAAGCAGCUGCUUCGCCUUCACAUCCUCUGGUUGAGCAGAAGGUGGAGCUGGCUAUGUUAUUGACUGGAGAACCAUGGAGUGAAGAGCUGUUCAACUCCACCAGCAGUGAGCAUGGCAGACUCACUCACAAGAUCACAGAGAAGAUUUCAGCUGCUUUGAAGAAACUGACAGAAUUCAAGAGUGUAUCGGUAUUGAACAUCAGGCCACAGAUGGAUCCCUCAAGUGGUGAUAAGGCAGUAUUGGUGGAAUAUGUUGUGUCCCUCCAGACCAGCAGUGAAGAGAUCAGCAGUGAGACACUGGACUUCAUUAAUCUUCAAUCCAACAUGGUAGAGGGCACCUUUAGUUACUCAGAAGGGCCCACUGUUCAGUACACCAUUAUUGACAUCCACCCCGACAUCACUGAGGCUCUGCAUGUGGAAACCUUUCCAGAGGAAAGCCAUCCUGCAGAAGAAUCUCUAGACCCUGACCACAAGGAUGAUAUCUUAGCAGUAGAAAAAACAUCUGAGCUGCCUGGAGAGGUGAUGGAGGUCUUUACUAUUGGUGACCUUUUGGAUUCUACAAUGUCAGAAGAAGAAGACCUUCAAGACAAGGACUUGGUGUCACAGUUUCUUCCCAACCUGACUCCUGCUGUGGAUAGUGAAGCUGUAGGUCCCAUUAUUUAUGCCAAGCAAGACAGUGGCUUGACAAUUGAUGAUUUUAAUCCCGCCUCUGGAUCUGGUGCAGAAGACGAUUGGGUAACUGUACUUACUAGGGCUCAAGAGCCAGUUGGAGAGACAGAAGGUGAGGAAGAGGUUUUGAUUGAUGUAGACACGCCACAGAUUGAGGACUAUGAAUUCUCCACAAUUACUACAGUGGUUGAAGAGGACCAGAUCUUGCCUGAGGAAACUCCUGAACUGAAUACUGUUAAAGCUGGAGAAGAUGGAAAUCUACAGGUUGGUAGCGAAGUGCCCACAAUGCCGCCAGUCAAAGUGGCUGAGGCAGAAUCUACCCUAAAACCCGAGGUUUUACCAGGUACCUCAUCACAUACCCUAAAACCCGACAUUAUACUACCUGCAGAAGAAGAGAGGACAGAGGAAGACAACGAGGAAGAAACUGUGUUAACAGAAAUGCGAAAGGAUGAGGAAACUGAAGUUGCUGUGAUCAUAAAGGAAGAAUCAGAGGAUGUUGAAGAAGAGGAACAGGAAGAAUCUAUUGACAGUACCACAGUGGCACAGGAGGAUGAUUUUGUACUAAAGGAUGUUUCAGCAAUACAGUUUUCAGAGGAAGUUCUAACAGAGGAUGAGAUCCUAUUGGUCACCAUUGAACCAGCAAGCCCAGUCUACCCAACUCCUCUUUCAACUGAGAAAGAAUCACCCUUCUCCCUCAUCACCACUAUUACCCCAGCGGAGGUGGAGUUGGUGCAUACCUUAAAUUCAAAAGUUAUGACUACAUCUCUAGAUGUGAUUCAUUACAAAGAGGAAGAGGGUAGUGGCAUCUCUGGUGUCAUCCAGGGUGAUGAAGUUUCCAGCAUAGCCUUGCCAACUAACCCUGGGCGGUCUUUGAUAGUGUUUUUCAGUCUUCGCGUAACUAACAUGAUAUUCUCUGAGGAUCUGUUUAAUAAGAGCUCUGCAGAGUACAAAGCCUUGGAGCAACGGUUCCUUGAACUGCUGGUGCCAUAUCUGCAGUCAAACCUCAGUCACUUCGAGAACCUGGAGAUCUUGAACUUCAGGAAUGGAAGUAUUGUGGUGAACAGCCGUAUGAAGUUUUGGAAGCCUGUUCCUCGUGGAGUCAAUACUGCUGUUUUCCUCAUUCUAGAGGAUUUCUGCAACACAGCUUACCAGACCAUGAACCUCGCCAUUGACAAAUAUUCGUUGGAUGUCGAAUCAGGGGAACAGGCAGACCCGUGCAAGUUUCAAGCAUGUAAUGAGUUUGCUGAAUGUACAGUGAACCAAUGGUCAGGUGAAGCUGAAUGUGUGUGUAAUGCUGGUUACUUCAGCAUGGACGGACUACCCUGCCAAAGCAUCUGUGACCUUCAGCAUGACUUCUGCUUGAAUGAUGGGAAAUGUGAUGUCAUUCCAGGCCAAGGAGCCAUCUGCAGAUGCCGUGUUGGGGAAAACUGGUGGUACAGAGGAGAACAUUGUGAAGAAUAUGUUUCUGAGCCACUCGUAGUUGGCAUUGCCAUAGCAUCUGUUGCCGGGUUCCUUCUGGUGGCGUCAGGAGUAAUCUUUUUCCUAGCAAGAACUCUGAGAGACCAAUAUGACAAGGAUGAGACGGAGGACCCAGUACGGAGAGAGGACAGUCCACCAUUUCUAGACAUGGCCACUAAGUAUAACCCCAUGUUUGAGAGCGAUUUAACUACAGGCUACAGCCAUUACUACCAGCGGUACCCCGAGCCCCCAGUCCACAGCAGCGCCAGUGCCGAGGCAUCCACAGAGUUCAGCAGCGAAGAGAUACGGCAUAUUUAUGAAACCAGUGAACUCACUAAGGAGGAUAUUCAAGAUCGCAUCCGCAUCCUUGAACUCUACACAAGAGAUCGCCAAUUUGCAGAUUUUUUGAAGCAGCAUCAAAUAGCAAUGGAUAAUCAAAGAGAAAGUUCCUCCAAUAGUCAAUAGCAGUCCAAUGUCCAAUAGCCUGCUGAGUGCAAAACAAUGAAGAAACUUGGGUUGUCUUUCAGGAAAUGGCAUCUUAGUGAUUCCAGAGCAAUUUCUCUUCAGCCUCUCUGAGACUUUGCCAUCGCAAAUUAAAAUGGCUACC